AUGUAGACAGAUAUCAACUCAAAAAAAGACCUUGCUCAAAAUAUCAUGGACCAGGCUGAAGAAAUUAAUAUUACUACAAAGCACUUCAAAUAGUAUUUUGUAGAUUUGAUGCUAUUAUUGGAUACUUUUUUUAAACAACAGCUAAAAAGUACAAAAAAUUGUAUAGGUUAAGUUAUUUAUGAAGACAAAGAACCUGUUUCCAUACAGAUAGGAAACUUUUAAAAAUAUUAUAUAGAUUAUAUUAACUAAUCUUAAAUAAAACUUAAUGAAUUAGAAAGCAAUGAUUUCAAUCUAGAAAAUAUUAAGAUAGGUAAAAAAAAUAUUAAAGAAAAUACAAAAAACAGCGAAAAAAAACUAGAUAAGUGUGUAGAUGCCUAUUUAAAGAACAGCUAAAAAUAUGAAAAGCAAUCUUCAGAAUUCAAGCUGAGGUAUGAGGAGUAUCAAAAAUCUCAGAAGACUGGCUAUAACAUAACUUUAUUUAAAAAGUAGGAAUCUAAAAUAAGAGUGUUUGUGUAGGAAAUAGAACAAUAGGAAUAAUCUCUACAGUAAACAAUUAAUGACUUUAACUCAUCAGUUUCAAGUUACAAAGAGACAUUGAAGCUAAAUUUUAAUUCAAUGAAAGUUUUAUUUUCUGAGUCUGUAAAUUCUGUUCUGUUAUUGGUAAAACAGUUUGCAAUAGCUCAAAAUAAAAUCACAGAAACGGUAAUUUAAUAGCUUGAAAGCAACUACCUUCCUUACUUCUUGAAAAUUGGUGAAUAAUUUAAACUCACAGAGUAGCAAAUUUUACCAGAAAUGUAAGUUAACGAAGUUACUUAAGAUAAUUUAGAUAAUUUGCAGUUAUCAGAUACCAGUAAGUCACAAUAAUAAUUGGUUGAGUCUAGUAACACUAUCCUAUAAAAUUCAAGCUAAACUAGUAAUAGUUAAAAUUAGUUUUCUUGCAUAAAUUUUGUCUUAUCUUUAUAAAAGGCCUUAGAUAGGUUUGAAAUUUAAACUCAGAAUCAGUCUGAUGAAAGUAUCCGUAGCUAUUAUUUUGAAUAAGUCAAAGCAAUUAUUGAAAAAUUUAAAAAAAUGCUUGAAGAUAGAUCUAAAAAUGCUAAGAUUCUAAAGCAGUAUUUAGGAGAAUUGUGUGAAUCAUACGAUUUUAUUUAAAAGAAUUUAGUAAAACACAUGGCUAACAAGCAACAAACAUCUGGAUCAAAACUAUCAGCUAAAUUCACAGAAGUUUUAAAUGUUCUCUAAUUUAUAGUGGAGGGUCUAUCAGAAGCAUUUAAAUAUAUUUCAAUUUUUAUCAACUAAAAGUAAAACAGUUUGAAUGGAAUAAUUAACGAAUAUUCCAAUAUGGACAAGGCACUUGUUUACUUGUAAUAGUUAAUGCUAAAAAACUAUCAAUAGAAUGAUGAUGGUAUUUAUUUACAAAAAUAAUACUAAUAAAUGAUUGUUGGCAGUCUAAAAAAGAUUCUUAAGCAAGAAAAUGUAAGUAGCCUCACUAUUUACACUUCAUUAUAUUCUAUAUUCUAGGAAUUGCUGAAAAUGCAAUAAAAAAAAUAAUAAUUUUUACAAAAAGCGAUAGAUAAUGUUUUGAUGUCUCAAGAUGAGGUUUAAGAUUAAAUAAAAUCGUACUUUACAAAAGACUAGCAUUUUUUUGAUGUUUAAGAGCAAAAAUAAAACAAUUAAUAAGAUUUUAUAGUAUUUAAAAAGUUAUUUAACUUGCCUGAUGAAUUUAAGCAAGAUUACAUUAUAGAAUAAUAGUAAAAACAAAUAAAUGAGUUAAAUAUUAUUAGUUCCCCUCUAAAAGAUAGUAUCAAAUAGCAAGACUCAUUAAAAAUUUCUGAUUCCCUAUUAAAAAAAUUUAAUGUUCCAUAAAAUGAUUUUGUUGUAGAUUCCUACAGUUGUUCCAACGCUGGUCUGCAUGGAAAGAUUUAUAUCUUUAAUACGAUGAUAGGGUUCAUAAGUAGUUUUAACUCUAAAACUUUAUUUGGCGAUACAGUUUUAGUUAUUCCGUUUAAUGAAAUUAAGCAGAUUGAUAAAAAAGCAUAAGCAUUAAUCUUCGAUAAUGCCAUAUCAAUUACCACUAAAAAGGGAACACUCACAUUUACAUCUUUUAUGAACAGAGAUAGAUGUUACAGGCUUAUAAAACAACAAAUAGCUUAGUUCGGAGAUCUUAUGGAAAAGAAGAUGGCUCCUAAUUCAAAUAAAAAAGUUAAGAAAAAUAAAGUAGACACCUCAGAUUCUGAGGAUGAUGAAGUAGAUGAAGAAGGAUAAUAAAGAGAUGAUGAUUCAUAAGGAGAGCUAGAAAGGUCAGGAAAUACAAACGAAAAUUAAGAAAAUCCUGAAUCACAACCAGACGAAUAAGCUAUAGAAAAACAACCUGCAUUUCCUCCUAUUUUAUCUGAAGAAUUAAAAUAGUCCAUGCUUGAAAGAAAAUAAAAAAUUUUGUCUGAUAACCCAAAACAUUAUUUGUCUAAUAAAGACUUUGAAACAUUUGAAUUAGUAUUAGAAAAUACCCACACUAGAGAAGUAUUUAUUGAAAUAUUCAGUGAUAAAUAAUACAAGGAUUAUUAAUCGUUCAGCCAUUUCUAUUAGCAAACAUACAUUAAAGAUACUAAUAUUGAUAUAACUCCUUGGUAGCCUGCACCUAGUAGCAUUUAUACUGACGUAUCUUCUACUAACUAUUAAGAGUUUUUAGAAUCUAAUUAAUUUUCUACAAAAACAAACUAAUUUAUUCACCCAGUUAGAGAAAAAGUACCAAUGGGCCCUAAAACUUGCUAAGUUAAUUCAGAAGAAAAAAUAUUUUGGCUGAGUAGCGAAGAAAUUUUAAUACAAAGAGAGUUUAAAGUUUCGAAAGUUCCGAUGGCUGAUUGUUUUACGACAUAAAAUUUUUAUCAUAUUUAGCAAACAGGCCCUACCACUGUUAAAAUAACAUUCGGAUUUUUCAUCAAUUUUGUUAAAAGUUCAAUGUUUAAAUCUUUAAUUGUAAAGUCAAGUGGAUCAGAAAAUAGAGAAACAUGGAAUGGUAAGUUUAAAGGUUUGAUAACAGAACAAAUUAAAUUUGCAUAAAAUUAAAGAGCAUCUGUAAUAAAUUAAUAAAAAAAAUAAAAAACAGGAGCUGGAACUGGAACUGGCAAAUCAAAGCCUGUAAAGUUUUCUCAAACUGAUAAAUUCAUAGAAUAGAAUUAAUAAUCUCUAGAAAGUCUUAAUGCUAUAACUGAAUAGAUAUUAAAUAUAGACAACUCUGUAAAUUUAUGCAAUGAAAAACAACAAGCAUUUGUUUCACAAUAAAAAAUAUUUUUUUAUCUUCUAAUUGGAAUAUUAGCAAUCAAUUUCCUUUCCCUAUUUAAAUGA
This is a messenger RNA of Tetrahymena thermophila SB210, 3342 nucleotides long. RefSeq names its product GRAM domain protein. NCBI's taxonomy places the organism in Eukaryota, Ciliophora, Oligohymenophorea, Hymenostomatida, Tetrahymenidae. Gene Ontology annotation, molecular function: sterol binding; sterol transfer activity. The record is from RefSeq and is a predicted model, not a curated record. Gene Ontology annotation, biological process: intracellular sterol transport. Gene Ontology annotation, cellular component: endoplasmic reticulum membrane; plasma membrane; endoplasmic reticulum-plasma membrane contact site. The transcript has 4 exons.